This is a messenger RNA of Closterium sp. Naga37s-1, 510 nucleotides long. Lineage: Eukaryota; Viridiplantae; Streptophyta; Zygnematophyceae; Desmidiales; Closteriaceae. The record is from the annotation of a GenBank genome assembly.
AUGGACUUGCUUCAAGGGUGUACACCUGACAUCACCCGCCAGCUGGUGACCGCACGGGUUUGGGGACGGUGGGAAAGGUGGCGAGCUGAGCUUGCGUCCCUCGGUGGUGCUAUUCACGACCCCCUAGCUGCGGGGAUUGCGCCUGCAGCGCAAACCCCUCCAGUGCAGCCUCCCAGUGCUACUCUCGGUGCUGCUCUCGCCCCCCCUUCCCCGGCCAUUGCGCAUGCAGCGCCAACCCCCCUUGUGCAGGCUCAUGCAGUGCCACCUGGUACUACUCCCGACCUCCCUGCACUGGUGUUGUCGCCUGCAGCACCCGCCCCUCCUGGUCAGGCUACUAAGGGGCCUGCCGGUGCUACUCCCUCUACCCCUGCCUUGGCCUUUCCUCCUCCCACUGCAACUCCCCCUGUGCAGACUGAUGUGGUGGCUGCUGCGGUAAGGCUGUUGCCUGAGGGCGACGAAGGCAAUGAAGCCAACCCCCUCACUUCUAGGCAUCAAGGAACUUCCAGCUAA